GGUGUUUGUCAGCGCCGGUCAUCAAUUAGUUGGCAAGACACAAAGACAUCGUGUUAAUUAUGUAAGAAUGACUGAAGAUUGGCAAUGGCAUUGUAUUUUUCCUGGUCCUUCGGGUAUAGAGAACAUGAACUUUGUAUAACGUUGACUUUCCCAGAGGAUGCCGAAUCUUCGGCAUGCGGGGCCCACUUGCGCCGAUUGAUCCCCCUCUGACUGGCUUCUCUUUUCGACUGACAUCUGACUCUCUCACUUAUAGUCUCCUUGUUUGUCAAGACGAACCUGAAAUUUUCUCGCACAAUUGAAUAAAUCACCGGUCCUUAGAUAUUAGAUGGUUGAAUAAUCCAACUAGUGCAAUCGAAUUGGUAUAUCUCAAACCUCCAAAAUCCGCCUCCGGUCGAUCCGCGCCAUCUCCCCGCUGCCGCAAACCAGCACCCGCCGACCCAAAUCGCACGAUGCCUUCCACCAUCUCCCCAGGCGAGAUUGACGCCUCACAAUUCGACAGCAUCCCCGACGCGAUCCAAGCAAUCCGCAACGGCGAGUUCGUAGUCGUCCUGGACGACCCCUCGCGAGAGAACGAAGCAGACCUCGUAAUCGCCGCCGAGGGGAUUACAACGCAACAAAUGGCGUUUCUAAUCCGUCACUCCUCCGGACUCAUCUGCGCACCAAUCCUCCCACAGCGCGCCGCCGACCUGGACCUGCCGCCCAUGGUAGCGCGCAGCGAGGACCCCCGGGGCACCGCCUACACCAUCAGCGUCGACUCAUCCGACCCGUCCGUGACGACGGGCAUCAGCGCGCACGACCGCGCCCUGGCCUGCCGCGCGCUUGCCGACGACGAGGGCUCCCACCGACAGAGCUUCCGCCGGCCGGGCCAUGUCUUUCCCUUGCGCGCCGUCCCCGGGGGUGUGCGCAAGCGCCGCGGCCACACCGAGGCCGCGCUUGACCUGUGCCGGUUGGCUGGCAAGAAGCCUGCGGCUGUGAUUUGCGAGCUGGUUGAUGACGGUGAGGAGGUCCCCGGCCGGGCGGUCCGUGAGGAGCCCGGGAUGCUCCGCGGCGAGGCAUGCGUGGCGUUUGCGAGGAAGUGGGGGCUCAAGGUGUGCACCAUUGCCGAUCUGGUUAGGUACUUGGAGAAGACUGAGGGGAAGCUCGAGAUAAACGGUUCGUGACGGGUCGGGUAUGAAAAGGCCACGAGACGGUACGGGACGUUUGUGCACCGAUGGCGGUCUCGUGUGGCCCCAGGUGAUAUGCUGUAUCACAGGGUAUUGUUUCAAACGCAUGGGCAGGCAGUUUGGAUAUGUUCGAGGAAACUGUCUAUACUACAAGGUUGUGUAACUAUGCUCUUGGUUCCUGGCGCAACUGUAAUCUGCAUAGGGUGGGUUGGUAGACUAAAAGGAAUUAUCUCGACUGCAAAUUAGAUCGCGACUCAUUCCUCAUCC
This is a messenger RNA of Canariomyces notabilis, 1430 nucleotides long. Its product is annotated as 3,4-dihydroxy-2-butanone 4-phosphate synthase. The record is from RefSeq and is a predicted model, not a curated record. NCBI's taxonomy places the organism in Eukaryota, Fungi, Ascomycota, Sordariomycetes, Sordariales, Chaetomiaceae. Gene Ontology annotation, biological process: riboflavin biosynthetic process. Gene Ontology annotation, cellular component: cytosol. The transcript has 2 exons. Bases 450 to 1160 code for a protein of 236 amino acids. Gene Ontology annotation, molecular function: 3,4-dihydroxy-2-butanone-4-phosphate synthase activity.